Salmo salar (Atlantic salmon) is the source of this 1046-nucleotide messenger RNA. RefSeq names its product G-protein coupled receptor 183-A-like. The record is from RefSeq and is a predicted model, not a curated record. NCBI's taxonomy places the organism in Eukaryota, Metazoa, Chordata, Actinopteri, Salmoniformes, Salmonidae. Gene Ontology annotation, biological process: phospholipase C-activating G protein-coupled receptor signaling pathway; positive regulation of Rho protein signal transduction. Gene Ontology annotation, molecular function: G protein-coupled receptor activity. Gene Ontology annotation, cellular component: plasma membrane.
CUCUCAUUCUAUAUUCAUCACUCAACACCACCAGCCUCCCCACUGCUCUCAACCCCAUGAACAACAGUACUGUUACUGACCUCAUGACCAACGCUACGGUCAAACCCUUCAGUGUGAUUGAUGGGUGCGAGGAGAACGUGUCAGGGAUCCUCUUCGACCUGUCUGUUCAGACCUUCAACGUGUUCCUGGGACUCCCCGCUAACAUCUUAGUCAUGGUGAUUCUGCUCCGUAACCGCAAGGAGCCGUCCUCCUCAGACAUCUUCCUGGGCUGUCUGGCCUUCAUGGACGCUUACUUCGGCAUCAUGGUCCCCUUCAGCUAUCUGAACCUCUACUACUGGCACAGCAAGGAUGUCUGGUCCGCUCUCAUGUUCUCCUUCGGCGUCAAGGACACCAGCGGUCCUCUGUUCCUGUCCUGUAUCUGUUUGGAUCGGUUUGUGGCGGUCCUCUUCCCUCUUUCCUACGGCCAGCUGAAUGACACCAAGUACAGGGUGUCUCUCUCGGCGGUGGUCCUGGGGCUCACCUUCACCUACGCCUCCGCCAAGACCAUCGGGGUCCUGCACAACUUCGAGAAGGUCUUUACAGGGACAAUCCUGGCAACGUUUGGCUGGAUGGUGUUGUGUAACGGAGCCAUCCUGGUGGCCCUGAAGAGGUCCCGCGGCUCCGGGAAGGACGACAUGCACCCCAUGAAGAAGAAAGCCUUCAAGAUGGUGAUGUCGGUCCUGUCCAUCAUCGUGUUCAACUACUUGCCGCCGGUGGCUCUGUUCCCUUUUCAGGACCACUACCCUCUGGAUACAUUCCGCUGCCUGGUGCAGCCGGUGGGGUACGCCUUCAUUAACAUCAGCAGUAGUAUCCAGCCCAUCAUCUACCUCUCUAGACUGGAGAAGAUCCCUUUUCUCCCUGAGGCCUGGAACAAGUGGGGCUCCUCCUCCAAGGUGAAAGAAAAGGAGGUGAAGGUGGAGACCAUCUCGCCUGCCUAAAGAUGAACAGGUAUCAAAGUUUCUUGUGAAAUAAGUGAUAGGUUCUCAAAAUACAGUUGUUAUAAAUGU